ACUUAUUGUAGCUAUUAACAAUGGCGGAAAUUGCAGGCAUCCAUAAACAGCAAAUGAAGAGGAAACGAAGCAAUGAAGUCGUGAAAGAGAAGUGGGCGAAGCAUUACUCGUCGAAUCACCAGAUAUUGUUGGUUGGUGAAGGAGAUUUCUCGUUUUCUGUGAGUCUAGCUAUGGCUUUUGGCUCCGCUUCCAAUAUUGUAGCUUCUUCCAUCGACACUUAUGAUUAUCUUAUCAAGAAUUACAAGAAUGCAAAAGCAAACUUGGAUAUCUUGCGUAAAUUUGGAGCCCAACUGUUGCAUGUAGUUAAUGCAGUCAAAAUGAAGAAUCAUACUGACCUUCGAAAGCAGAAGUCUGAUCGCAUUGUAUAUAAUUUCCCACAUUCUGGUGAUCGAGGGAAAGAAAGUGAUGAAGAUAUCAUUGUAAACCACCAAAAUUUGGUUCAAAGUUUCUUGUGGAAUGCGAGGGCGUUGUUGCGUCCAAAAGGUGAAAUACAUGUAACCCACAAGACCACACACCCAUACAGUUGUUGGAAUAUUGAAGAAGUGGCAAGUGAAUGUGGUUUAACAUUGGUUGAAUGUGUCAAGUUCAAGAUUGAAGAUUAUCCUGGUUACAACAACAAAAGAGGAGAUAGGAGGAAUCCUGACCUAUCCUUUCCUCUAGGGAAAUGCAGUACUUUCAAGUUCAUGGUUUCUUCAAAUGCCAAGAAAUCACCUCCAGAAUUUCCAUAUCAAAAACGACUGAAAAAAACACUUGCAGAAAUGAAUCCUAUUGCGGAGUAUUUGAUUGAUGCCGGUGGGUUAACUUAUUUGACUGAAUGUUUAAUUCCUGAUCUGUCUGAUUUGCAAGAUGAUUCGGAGACAUCUUCAUCGGAUGUGGGUACGAGUCAGCCUCCACAUAUUUAGAGGGGGAUCUUGUAAAACUGGUUUUUGUCUUUUUGCUGAAACUUUUGUGGUUUUCUUAAUCAGGCCAGGUGUGGCUGUGUCCCUUUUUUUAAUUGUUGAAUGUUACAAACUGUUGCGUAUGAUAUGAAUGGAAAUUGUUUUCUUA
Messenger RNA from Lactuca sativa (garden lettuce), 1047 nucleotides. RefSeq lists its product as uncharacterized. Gene Ontology annotation, cellular component: cytoplasm. The record is from RefSeq and is a predicted model, not a curated record. Gene Ontology annotation, molecular function: rRNA (uridine-N3-)-methyltransferase activity. Gene Ontology annotation, biological process: rRNA base methylation. NCBI's taxonomy places the organism in Eukaryota, Viridiplantae, Streptophyta, Magnoliopsida, Asterales, Asteraceae.